Molecule: messenger RNA, 1026 nt
Organism: Punctularia strigosozonata HHB-11173 SS5
Lineage: Eukaryota; Fungi; Basidiomycota; Agaricomycetes; Corticiales; Punctulariaceae
Product: aldo/keto reductase
Exons: 9
Coding region: 1-1026 (341 amino acids)
Cellular component (GO): cytoplasm
Source: RefSeq, a predicted model, not a curated record
AUGACGGUCAAGACCAUCAAACUCGGUGGAUCGGCGUCUGGCGCAGAAGUCGCGAAGAUUGGGCACGGCGUGAUGCUCAUGACCUGGAAACCGACGCACGUCCCCGACGAACAGUGUUUCGAAACCAUUAAGGCCGGAAUCGACCAACUUCCCCCUGGCGCGAAGAUGUUCAUUAACGCAGGGGAGUUCUACGCGUACGACCUCGGACCCGCCAAUUUGGAGCUGCUCUCGCGCUUUUAUGCCAAGUACCCCGAGUACGCUGAGAAGACCUUCCUCUCGGUCAAGGGUGGGGCAAAGCUGCAGACGCUCGACCCGGAUGGCUCGCCCGAGAAUCUGCGGCGCAGCGUCGACCACAUUAUCGAGAAACUCGGGCCGCACAAGCGGCUCGACCUGUUCGAGUGCGCGCGUGUGGUGGAAGACCCGCCGGUGGAGGAAGUGAUGAAGACGCUCUUGGGAUUCGUCAAGGAGGGUAAGUUUGACCAUAUUGGGAUUAGCGAGUGCAGCGCCGCGACGCUCAGGCGGGCGAACGCCAUUGCGCCAAUCGCGGUUGUCGAGAUCGAGGUUAGCCCGUGGUCCUACGAAGAGGAGACCAAGAAAGUCAUCGCUACCUGCAACGAGCUCGGAAUUGCUAUUGCUGCUUACUCACCGCUCGGUCAUGGCUUCCUGACGGGUAAACUCCUCCCCAAGGAUCUCGAAGCCGGUGAUCUACGCCUACACGGGAGCCGCCUGAAAGAAGAGAACUGGAAGCACAACGUGCAGCUCGUCGAGACGAUCUCCUCCAUCGCGUCGAAGAAGGGCAUCACUCCCGCGCAGCUCUGCCUCGCAUGGGUAGGCUCGCUAGGUCCGCAUAUCAUGCCCCUUCCCGGAUCCUCGAGCCCAUCGCGGAAGCUUGAGAAUCUCGCGGCCGGCCAGAUCGAGCUAUCUGAAGCAGAGGUUCAGGAGAUCGCGGAUACGAUGGCGAAAGUUGGAGUGAAAGGCGGGAGAUAUUACGAUGUCCCCGAUCAUGUCCUCAGGCUAUGGGCGUGA